ACUGCUGAAACCACUCAAAGCGAUACGAGUGUCUCGUCAGGGGAAACAAGCAAAAGAAGCAUUCAUUUUCUGCCUAAUGAAAUAAAACUAGAUCCUCAACUAGAAAACAAAGACUUAAAUACCAAAGAAAAAAGUGAUCCAGGUGUGGAUGAAGAUGAUGUAGAGGGAGAUUCUUUUUUUGAUGAUCCUAUACCCAAGCCAGAAAGAACUUAUGGUUGGAAAACGGAAGCUAAUAAAGCAGGAGGUCUAGCAUCCCUUUCUGAUGCACCGCCUCUAAAAAGUGAGUUAAGCUCCCUGACUGGUGCACCUUCACUAAAGGAGCCUGAUAAUUUGAAUAGAAACUCUGUUUUGAAAGACCUGCGGUUGGUGAAUGCAAAACUGGGAUCACUAGAAUUAGGAGCUGGAGAUGACGAUGAGUAUGCUGAUGACUUUAACAGUACUAGUCAUCGCUCAGAAAAAAGUGAUAUCAGUAUUGGUGAAGAAAUAGAUGAAAUUUCUGUGGAAACAGAAGAGUCAAAUGCCAGUGAUAAACUUGAAGGCAUCACGCAAGACCUUACCAUUUCUCACUUAAGCGAUGUUGCAGAUUAUCUAGAAGAUGUGGCAUAGAAUUGGACAGCAAAAAAUGUUUCAUUGUGCUGGACUAGAAGACUGCUGUGGACUGUUAAAUUCAGACAAUCACUUUUUGCUGGAACGUCCACUCCCUAUUUGUGCCUUGUGUUUCAAAAAGACUGUAGGUGGAGAAGGCUUUUAAAUAUUCUUAACAAGAACUAAAUGAAAUAGUGAGUUCCCAUUUGAGUCUGAUAUCAGAAUUAUUUUCUUCAUUUGGUUCAGCCAAACCUUUUACAGCAGGAGGUGGAUUUUUCAAGCAGAAUGUCCAUUGCUGGCAGUGGGCAUAAUAAAAACCGAUUAUUAAGAGAACAUCUACAGAGAGUCAUGUGGCUUUAUAAUGAACUUGCACUGUUAUUGUAACAGUCUGCUUUUUUUUUUAAAGAUAACCAAAGCAAGAACUUUCAGAGGUAGUGGUUCAACUCACACUUCUUUUAACA
This is a messenger RNA of Balearica regulorum gibbericeps (East African grey crowned-crane), 1046 nucleotides long. NCBI's taxonomy places the organism in Eukaryota, Metazoa, Chordata, Aves, Gruiformes, Gruidae. The record is from RefSeq and is a predicted model, not a curated record.